AUGUCGUCACACCGUGUCCAGCCCUCAAUAAGACCACUAGAAUUUUGCCCGAAUUGUGCUAGCUAUUUGACCAUCUUACCCCGUGCUACCGAUUCAGUUCAUGGAUUUCAAAACUAUUUUACUUGUCGGGCAUGUCCAUAUAUCUGUCUGGUGUCCGAAAGCGAAUCUUGCGAGGAUGAAUCUUGCAGCGACGAGACUGCUGAUGACGAGACUGCUGAUGACAAGACCACGGACGAUGAAGCUGUGGACGAUGAAGCUGUGGACGAUGAAGCUGUGGACGAUGAAGCUGCGAACGAUGAAGCUGCGAACGAUGAAUAUCCCGUGGAUCCCUUGAAGUCAUACAUACAUACCGCAGUCCAGGAGAUGCAAGAUAUCCAAGAUGGUCAAGUAACUUCACUCUUGGCUGAUACGAAAUUCCCCUCCCAGGCUUUUAUGUCUCCAAAGCAGGAUGAAGGUGUCUAUCUUUCCAACAUACCCCUAGGAAGGGUGGUCCAACAUAUGAUCACAAAAAUUCUUGAGACAAACUCGCAAAAAAGGCGCUAUCAAGAUUUUGUCAACAACCGUCAGAACAUCGAAAAUCUUUUGCUAGGUUCUCUAACCAUGGCCACUCUAGCCAUUGUUCAGGGUCAAUUGAUCGGCCCAAACGAGCUGAUCAAGAUAGGGGGUGAUCCAGAGAGUGACCCUAACGCAGGAGUCUAUCUUCAUAUCCUUCUCAUACCAGGUCUUAUGUAUCUCUAUACCGGGCAAGCAGAUGACCUUUCCGAGCGUAUUAGAUACCAUAACGACCCAGCAUUUCGGAGAAGACACCCCUCGCUGCAUUACAAAAUAUGGGAAUGGCUCGAAGAAACUGGAGAACUUACCUCUGUUUUUGUGAAGGUCGCAGGUUUCAAACAGAAGUUACGAGGCGAAUUAGACCAGCUACUCCUAAACCUCCUGGAGAUGUUUAUAGCAUGUGUGUUCCAGACGCUCCGGUCCUCCGAUCUAGAGUUCUACCUACCUGAUGAGGUUGAAAUUUGUUGGGGAGGACGAGGCCUAAAUGUUGCUCUGCCUAUUUGGCAGGGCUAUACGUUAGGAGAGGGGAAGAAAUUCCUUCAUGAGAUCGGGCUAUCUAAGCAGGAUUUCUCAGCUGCACUACAUAGUCAAGAUGUCCUAGUCCGUGAAUGGGCUAUGGAGGUUCGAGAUGCCUACCAAAGUCUUCGAAAUCACCCUGAUCCAAGAGUUCAAGAAGUUUGGAUCCAGGGAUUUCGAAAAUUUCGAGAUGCCGCUGCGAAACGCAUUUACUCUCACCAGGAUCAGGAAGAUAUCUCUAGCGAUCCCGACUAUUCCCUCUAUUUCUUUGAAGAAGGUAGAUUGUCCUACGGAAAGGGUAGUAAUCGAAAAUGGACUAUUGAGCUACAACAAAAGUCUUUUAAGAGUGCCCAAGAAUUCCUUUCCUCUGGGAAGCAAGUUGGACUCUAUAGGACUGGUAAGAGGGGUAUAUUCGGUGUUUACUAUUCUCUUUAUAAUAUCUCCCUUUCUACCGUUUCCCACCUUUUAAAAGGGGACGGGGAUACUAUCCCUGAAAAAAGUGGCUAUGUUCCGGGCAAAUCAGUUUUCCUGAAACCGAUUCUACUCACAAGACCAACCCCAUUACGGUACACACAAAGAGCCUUUCUGAAUGACCCAGCGAGCAGACUGAUUAUACUCGCGGAUAUCGAGCCUGGAGAUGGCACGGGUCAAUUCCACCGUUUAGAGACGAAUUCGGAGGUAGCACCUUUGAAGUUCAACCGGCUUGUGGACCUUAUGGAAGGGAUUUGGUACAAGGAGUCAAGAUCUUUGCCUCGUCGAUGGUUCCAGAAAAGAUAG
Molecule: messenger RNA, 1845 nt
Organism: Penicillium verrucosum
Lineage: Eukaryota; Fungi; Ascomycota; Eurotiomycetes; Eurotiales; Aspergillaceae
Exons: 2
Coding region: 1-1845 (614 amino acids)
Source: RefSeq, a predicted model, not a curated record